CAUCACCGGUUUUUUAAUUAGGUUGUUGUAACAUGAGUUAAACUUAUCACUAUCAUUAAUAAGCUGCUAUCAGUUACAAUUACGACCAUAUUCAUACGUGUCGUGCGAAUGACGUCUUUGUGAAGUCCAUCGAUUAUAGUUCUUCAAUCGGUUUAAAACUGGAGAAAAUUUUCUGAAGUUAAAGGAAAAAAUUGCUGAAAUCAGAGAUAACGAGUCCAGGUGUGUAUUGAACUUACUUUUCCCGAGCACUGGUUUCAUCCCAAAGUCUCACAGAACAACAGUACUUCGCAUGUUUUUGCUGAUAUAACAGGAUAAAAUUCUAACUUCACAAAUUCCAAGCGUUUAAUUUAUUUUGAGCAUAUGUGAUAAUCAGGAGUCAAACGUAGAAAAAAUGCGUCAUGAAAUUAAAAACUGAGAAAAGAUAUCGAAAUUGUGAGCUCCCAUGAAAAAAUUAAAACCGUGUUACCCAAAUAAUUCCAGCUGCCUAUUGCGUCAUCAAAAAAAGUACCCUUUCAAUGAGGAAUUUCAGAGACUGAGUUUACAAUCUACUUCAAACCAUAAUGGAAACAGAAGCAGCAGCAGCAACAGCAGGAAGACGAAGUCCACUUCAGUGAAGAGCAUGUAUAAAACAAAUCAGCCAUCCAGUCUGAAAUCAUGUCAAAAGAAAGUUGUCAAUAAUACAUCUCCAACAGAUAAACCUCUAACAAAUGAUAUUUCAGGUAUUCGAAUAGAGCAACUGCCAAAGCCAUUCAGCUACUCACGUCACAUCGCUCUACCUUUUUCUGAGCGUGCAUUGGAGAAUAACUGUAUGUCUACAAAUUCCUCUAUUAAUUUUCCGACUUCAGUCCAGUCUAAUCGCUGUACAUAUGAAAACUCCUGGUCAAACUUAUGGCGCAGUGGCCUUCCAGAACAAAAGUUGACUGUGUGGUUACCAAGGCGAUUUAAUGAUCAAGAUGAUGAACGGUCACAAUGGAAUUCACACAAUGUAAAACUUCAUAAACAUAGCUUUCCUGAUUUAAACUUUGCAGAAUUAGAUAAUCGUUUCACUUGGAAGUCAAUUCAAAAGAGUUCACCCCAGAUAAAUGUCAACCGCAAUAGUUAUUGGACUCCCAAUGCAUACUACAAUGUUCAAAACCAUAAAAUCAUUACUAAUUCUAACAAUAACAACAGCAGUAGUAGUACUAGCACAAAUAAUUCUAAGCUGCUUAAUACUUCCCACAGAAAUGGAGAAUUUUGUAGCAACUACCCCGAUAACUCGAAGAAACUGACUGUAAUGGGGAAUUCCUAUCCUGUCACCAGACCUCCUGAUAUUAAAGAGAAAACGUUGGCACAGUUGUCUCUUAUUCGAAAGGAGGAAAAUUGUACAACAUCUGUUGACUCUGUGGCGAACGUUAAGGGUUAUAUGGACCCAAUGGCUGGAGCACCUACUGACUUUUUAAAUCGCAUAAAUGAACUAGUAAAACUACAAGAAGCAACCAAACGAUGGGAACGAACACGAUGUCGUCGUCGUGUGAAACGAAAGACAUUACCAAACAGUCAAACCUUGAAUCAGGUGGAUAGUCAAAACUAA
This is a messenger RNA of Trichobilharzia szidati, 1570 nucleotides long. The record is from the annotation of a GenBank genome assembly. NCBI's taxonomy places the organism in Eukaryota, Metazoa, Platyhelminthes, Trematoda, Strigeidida, Schistosomatidae.